UGUAGACGAGCGUAAGCUCAUGCGCAAGAUCGACUGGCAUGUCGUGCCAUGGCUUGCCGUCCUUUACCUCUUAAAUUUUCUUGACCGAGGGAACAUCGGGAAUGCAAGAUUGUAUAAUAUGCAGAAUGACCUCCACAUCACAGACUCACAGUACCUAGUCGCGUUGACCGUAUUCUUCUUCCCUUACUCACUCUUUGAGCCCCCGAGCAACAUCGCCUUGAGGAGAUUGAGGCCCUCUCGUUGGCUCUCCUUCAUUAUGCUCGUGUGGGGUAUAGCUAUGACUUUGCACGGUGUUAUCCGUAAUUAUGGCGGGCUUGUCGGGUUGCGCUUUCUCCUCGGGCUUGCUGAAGCAGGCAUGUAUCCUGGUGUUGUAUUCUAUAUGUCGUGCUGGUACAAGCGGAGCGAGCUCGGUACCAGGGUGGCAGUAUUCUUCUCGUCAGCAACGGUCGCUGGUGCUUUUAGCGGCCUGCUCGCAGCCGCCAUCCAUAAUAUGGAUGGAAUAGGCGGGAAGCCUGGGUGGGCCUGGAUAUUUAUCCUCGAAGGACUCUUCACCGUCAUCUGCGCUGUCGCUUCGUUCUUCAUUCUGCAAGAUUUUUCCGAUACUGCGAAGUUCCUUACGGAGACUGAACGUGUCUGGGUGGUACGCCGGCUACAGGAUGAUAUGAAAUUUAGCGCAGCGGGAGAAACAUUCAAGAUGAAGUACGUCUGGCAAAGUUUACGAGAUUGGAAGACUUGGAUCGCGAUGGGCAUAUACAUGGGGUUCGAUGGCCCUCUGUUCAGCUUCUCAUUGUUUCUGCCAACCAUUAUUAGUCAGGUAGGAUUCGAAGCGACGGUGGCUAACCUCCUAUCAGUUCCAGUCUAUGCUUGGGCUUGUGUUGUGACAGUGUCCGUUGGAUUUAUCGGUGAUCGACUCGGCCGUCGUGGCAUCAUCAAUCUGGUGCUGUUCUCGAUUGGACUGGUAGGGUACAUCAUUCUGAUAUCAUCUACCAAUCCGUCUUUAUCAUACUUCGCGGUAUAUCUCGCUGCAUCUGCAAUCUAUCCUACAAUCCCUAACUCAGUAGCCUGGGUCUCGGGUAAUGUCGAAGGUUCCUACAAGCGCAGUGCAACUCUUGGGAUGGCAAUUGGUUGGGGAAAUCUCAAUGGAGCUGUGACAUCUAACGUCUACCGUGCGGUUGACAAACCAUGGUAUCGGCUCGGACAUGGCAUUACGAUGGCGUAUGUCGGCAUCGGCUGGUUAUGCUCCUUGGCGUUUAUGUUACUCUUGCAAAGGGAAAAUGCCAAGCGCGAAGCGGGACUCCGAGAUGAAGUAAUCGAAGGCGAACACAAUCUCAAUGCUCGAGAGGAGAACGGGUGUUACAAGAGUGUCGAAGAGGCAAGGAUGGAAAAAGGCGACGACUGGAGUGGAUUUAAGUACUCUCUCUAGUGGCGCACAGUCAGACACAGGAUGAGAUCGGCCAUCUUACCAUUGUCAAAGUCCGG
This is a messenger RNA of Phanerochaete carnosa HHB-10118-sp, 1479 nucleotides long. RefSeq lists its product as uncharacterized. The coding region runs from base 20 to 1423 and encodes 467 amino acids. Gene Ontology annotation, biological process: transmembrane transport. The record is from RefSeq and is a predicted model, not a curated record. Gene Ontology annotation, molecular function: transmembrane transporter activity. Lineage: Eukaryota; Fungi; Basidiomycota; Agaricomycetes; Polyporales; Phanerochaetaceae. Gene Ontology annotation, cellular component: membrane. The transcript is spliced from 17 exons.